Gadus macrocephalus (Pacific cod) is the source of this 939-nucleotide messenger RNA. RefSeq lists its product as uncharacterized. Lineage: Eukaryota; Metazoa; Chordata; Actinopteri; Gadiformes; Gadidae. The transcript is spliced from 2 exons. The record is from RefSeq and is a predicted model, not a curated record. Bases 1 to 816 code for a protein of 271 amino acids.
AUGAGGAAGACCAUUCCCCAGCAGGACCAGCGCUGGAUUGCGUCCACGCUGUGGAGGAACCAGCGGCUGCGCCCGGACGUCCAGCUCUGGUAUGAGCCACCGGUUCCUGCCCUCAUACACAAUCAGGUCCCGUCACCAGACCGCUUUUUUAUGCACCGGCUCCUGGUGUGGAUGCCCUACCACCUGUGGAAGGUGAGGCUGUCCUGCCCCCAGUGCAAGGGGCAGCUCACCGGGGCCGGCAUCCACAAGAGGGCACGGAAGGUCCUGGAUGUGGACAGGUACUACCUGAUGGUGACGGAGACCCUCAGGUGCAACUCCUCCGGUUGCGUAUCAAAUUACCUGUCCACGAUCCAGACUGUCCUGGACCAGCUGAGCUUGGCUCUCCGCGGGGAGUUCCGCCUCAUCCUGACCCGCAAGUAUGCGUGUGACAUCCGUGUCAUCCGGAUGCUACGGGAGAGGACCCUCGGCAACAGCUCCACACGCCUGGCCAAACAGCUGCGGGAGAACCACGGCGAGGAGUGGCUGCAGCGGUUGGCCCGCUACAUGGAGCUGGCCAAUGACCGGUCUCUUCCCUGUGGUCUGUCAGAGGCCCCCCGAGCCUAUCGCUGUCCCGACCAACAGGUGGCUCCUGACGGUGUACGGGAAGGACUUGAUGAGCCGUAUGGGUCACAUCAAGGCCAGCAUUACCUCCACCUUUGGCUCCAUUUUAAAAAUGGAUUCCACAAAGAAGGUAAAAAGGACAUCAACAACAAUGCUUCAACAAUAUAUGAAAUGGGUUUUCUCAUAACACCAUAUCCCAGCUUGGGAGCCAUUUAAGUUAUAGUCACAAAUGUGUCAAUGUUUAUUUGAUGUGCAUUUUUGCGUGUGUAAAUGCCUCUUUUAUAUGUUUAUUCCUAGAUAUAUAUUUUGCUUCUGUUUUGUUCUUAUUCUAAUUUCUAU